Molecule: messenger RNA, 1409 nt
Organism: Polistes dominula (European paper wasp)
Lineage: Eukaryota; Metazoa; Arthropoda; Insecta; Hymenoptera; Vespidae
Product: endocuticle structural glycoprotein SgAbd-2
Cellular component (GO): chitin-based extracellular matrix
Molecular function (GO): structural constituent of chitin-based larval cuticle
Source: RefSeq, a predicted model, not a curated record
AAAAUGUCGUAACAUUGUCCACUGUCAAAUCAUCAGGCAGAAAUUUAUCAAUGAGAGGGAGAGGUCCUCGAAUCCUCCGAAGUUUUGGCAGGGAUAUUGGUAUAAAAGCGCGUCUUCAUAGGUACGAUAGUAUAAUGAGACAACAACCGUAGUCAACAUGUACGCUUUGCAAGUAACCAUUUGCGCUAUCAUCGUGGCGGUGGCCGUUAGUGCGCCAGUAACAGAACAGGAAGUACCAAUUCUUUAUCACAGUUCAAACGGACCCGAACCAGACGGUUCUUAUUCCUUCAGCUUUGAAACAGGAAAUGGUAUUCGCGUUAACGAAAAAGGAGAACCAAGGAAGAGUGUACAACAGAAUCCUGAAAAUGAAUAUCCACUUUACGUCCAAGGAUCAUACCAAUAUCCAUCAUCGGAUGGUUCAGAAAUCUCAUUGACUUACGUUGCUGAUGAAAAUGGAUUCCAACCUCAAGGAGACCAUUUACCAACUGCUCCACCAAUACCGCAAUCGAUCUUAAGAUCUCUCGAUUAUAUCGCUACUCACCCUCAGGAAGAUAAUUUGAGAAAGUGAAUUUCUAUUAUGGCUGCCAUUAACGAACUGACAUUGAUAAUAACCAUGACGAGAUUAUUUUCGUACGACGAACAACAACUCUAAUCGCGAAAAAAUGUGAUCAGCAGUUUUAUGUUUUUUUUUUAAUUCUCUUUUUGUUUUUCAUUUUUAUUAUUUUAUUUAUAAGUUAUAAUAACCAUGAUUUCAUACUACAAAGACAACAACAACAACAAACGACAACCGAGACGAAACAAUUUACUACGAAGUAUGGAUUAGUUUGAAAGUAGUAUUUUUUUCUCCUAUUUUUUUAUAUUAUCUUCUUUUUUUUAUUUAAUUAUGAAAGAUUUAUCAUCAACGAGACGAGAAUCGUUCGUUGGGAUUUGUAACAGUGUAAAUUAUUCCAUUGAAAAUCUUGGUCUAUUCUCUCGUAUUCGUGUACUCUACUAUUAUUAUUAUUAUUAUCUUAUAAUAAUCGUUGAUUUGUUUGUUAAUUCAAUUUUCAAUAUUAUACCGCAAACAUACUCGAAAUGUGAUUUUAUUCGAGAUCAAAAUAAUGUUAUUUAGGUAUAACAUGUAUGUAUAUUACAGAUACAUAAAAUACGAAGGCUGCUAAGUAAUACAAGUCAUAAUAUUAUUUGUAUACUUCUAUAAUACUACCACCAUUACUACUACUGCCACCAACUCGAUAUUUUUGUUUAAAUUAUAAGGAUAAAAAAAAUAUAUAUUUUUAAUUGAAGUAAAGUACACUACGUUAUAAUUAUCAUAUAUAGUAACGUUUAUAUUAAACGUUUAAGUACGAGGGAAUUAUAAUUAUACAUACCGUGAUAUAAUAAAUAUUAUUAAUAUUUGAAAAAUUAUUUUU